Molecule: messenger RNA, 38278 nt
Organism: Lymnaea stagnalis (great pond snail)
Lineage: Eukaryota; Metazoa; Mollusca; Gastropoda; Lymnaeidae
Source: the annotation of a GenBank genome assembly
CACAGGCACAGAUCCAGGACAGGGCAGAGCAGAAUAGGAGGAGACCAGAUACCAAAAUGCAGUUUCACGGAAGUCCGGCUUACAACACCGAUCCCGGACGCCUGGAUUCACAGCCCCACCAGCCUGGUGUACAGCAGUGGUCAACCCACCAAGACCCGCAGCCCCACCAGCCUGGUGUACAGCAGUGGUCGUCGACCCAACCCAGAUACGAGCCUUACAACGUCACCGGUCAGUACGACGGCGGGGGGACCGGUGGAGGCGGGUAUCACGAGAACACGGUGGUGCACCCCGGCCAUCAGGCGGGGGCGUAUUCCACGAACUCCGCAGCCCAGCCCACUCACCCUGCACGGACAUACCCUACAAACCACACUGGUCAAGUAGGGAACCAACAAGCUGGGACGUACCAGACAUACCCAUCUGGACAUACGCCUAACCAAGCAGGGGCGUACCCUACAAACGCUGUUGGACACUCCUCCCAUAACGGGGUGUAUCCAACAAACACUGCGAAUUCUGAGCCUUAUCAAACCAGUAGUGUCGUGUAUCCAACAAAGACAUCGGCGUAUCCGAACAGCUACGCCAGUCCCCCCUCACACGCAGACCCCCGUCCUUACUCGGAUGAGCAAACGUACUACGACCCACGAGUCAACGAUGACGUAUUCAACGCAUCGACGUACAUCGGCGGCACCGACCCCACCAGUAGAGAUCCUUACGCGGGAUACCCCACAUCGAACUCGCCUUCCAGGCGGAGAAAGUUCGGCCGAGAUCACACCAACUACACCUUACCCCCAAACCUUGACCCAUUUAAAAACACUCCAUUGCCCAACAGCGCGCUGGACGGCACCCCGCUCAUUGACACCCUCAACCACGUGGGGCCCCCGGGGCUUCCUCUGUCGUCGGACGGUUUCAACGGGUACGACUCCGAGACGGGGCUGAAGCUAGUCGUCGUGGACAAGACCGACGAUGAGGACGAAAACGUCGAUCCGGGUCAACCGGGUUACGGGUCGAGGUCGAACUCGGACGUGUUCCCCAUCGACAAGAACGCCAUCGAGAGGGACCUGUACAAGCAGGAGUACGACCCCACGGUCACCAGCUUCAAGCCGAACAUGAACCCCAGCAUUAACACCGUGAGCCGUCACGUGUCCACGGUCAACGACCCCGGGGUCAACCCGGACGGCUUCAAAUACCAAAACAGCUCGAGCGCCGGUCAGACAUUCGCGUUUCACGUCACCGACUACGAUUCGGAAAUCGAAAACAGUGCCAGGCGAACGGGGACCGGCAUGCUGCGGGAACCUUUUACCAACAACCAGCAUUUCUUUUCAGGGAAGCCGAAACUCGGCACGAUAUCCAGCCAGUCGCAGUACCCGAAGCCGAAGUCCAGGGCGUUUCAGAGCCCGGAUCUUGAGGAUGAUAUCGAGUUGCAGCAGUAUUACACCAUGUCUCAUAUCGAUUACGAGCGGUACACCAGUAACCAAUCGCAGCUCAGCACGGUCAUGGAGGACACGAGCGGGCUCGACACCUUCCGGUCCGAGGACACCGUCAACAACUACGACGUGUUCAAAGGGGAGAAGAGCAAGACGUUCCUCAUCCACCCGUCGGCCACGGUCUCCCGGCACAACAUCAACGAGGCCCGGGCCACGGACAACGCGGUCCUGGGACCCGGCUACAAGUUCCAAGUGAAUAAGUAUAACAUGGUCAAGCGCGCGUCCAUACUCAACAGGGCGGAGCAGUUGCUUGACGCCAGGCGUGGUCACUUCAACGACAGGUAAAUACUUGAUUUAAAAAUGGUCUGUUAACAAUAAGCCCAAUUUUAAAGCGAAAUUUAUCUCAGAUUUAAGACACAUUUUGAGUGGAUAUUUUUUUAUAUUACAACGUUUUCUUUAGUUACAUAAAUAACAUGAAACAAAGAAUGUCAAAGUUAGUUUACCAGGGCAAGAUUUGGUGUUUCCAGUAGAAGCAGCAAUCAUCUCAAUGUGGACCAAGAGUCUAAUAUGGUAUACUUUGUUACGAAUCUCCUGGCACCGGCUUUCUCUAUGAAAUAAGUCGAAUCAUCAUGAGUCAUAUAACACGCGUAGAACUAUUUUUAAUUUUUUUUUUUAAAGCAGCGGUUCUCAACAUGUGGUUCGCGACCCCUUUGGGUGAUUCCACUGAGUUUGUGGAAAAUUGUUGUAUGUUAAAUUUCUGAAAAUGAAACAGGCUAUUGGUAUAAUAUUUUCCAGUUGUACAAUAGUUUUUCAGUUGUAUUAGCCUAAGGAUUUGAGAUUAUUUUGUGUGUGUGUAGAUUCACACAUCUUUAUGCUAUUUUACAGUUUUACUUAAAUAUUACUAUGUAAUUAGGUAAUUUCUUUAAUGAGUUAACAAAUUUGUGUUUUUGAACAGACUAAAUUUAAUUAUAUAUAUAGUACAAUUAAGUAUUUUAUACUGUAAGUUAAAUGUAUACUGUUUGGCGUGCUGUUAAAAAUCAAACUAUGUACUCUUUAUACGUUAUAAUAUAAAAAGUAUUGGAGUACCUUUGUUUAAAUUUACCCCCCCCCCCAACCACGACGGUCCACAGCAGGUCAGAGUCGAGCGACGAGGUCAGACGUCUGGCCGAAGAUGAGGACGACGACAGCGUCAGCGACAUGGCCGGUGCCAGGCACGCUGCCCUGAAGCACGUCAAGCAGCGCCAGUUCGACGACUCCACCAGCUACAACAGUAGCGAUGACGUCAUCAACACCCUAAAGUGAGUCCCGCGGAGCGGUGUUGGGUGGCAGACGGCCCUGGGUUGGCAGGAAUGGGUUGGGGUGGAGGGGACGUUUGAAAACCUCCACCAAAUGGAGGGCCAUACUCUAUUUAAUUUUUUUUUUUUUUGAAACGGUGUAAUUAAACAAGGUGCCGUUUCUCUAGGAAACGAACGAAGAGAAACGCCACGGAGUUCUUAUUAUACUGUUUAAAAAAAAUUAUUGAAUUUUUGUUUUUCAAAACAGUAUGAUUACAAAUCCGUGGCGUUUCACUUGGAAACAAAGAACUGGGUAUUAAAUUAAUAUAUUAAUAUAAAAUAAAAGGUUCAGUAGUAUUAUUCAUAAAAAAUGUACCCAGUACUAUUACAUAUUAUGUUGGAAUAUAUAUUUUUUAAAAAUGUUUUCUGGAUCUCCUGGUAAAAUUAAAAGACACUUUAGAACAAACAAAAAAAAUUCUCCACAUUUUUAAUUAUACCCAUGGAGAUUUAUAAGGAAAAUAACGGUUGUACAUGACAGAACAAUUUGCUGGUCUUGGAGGGAGAAAUUCGUGAAUUGAAGUUAAAAGCCAGUGAAGACAUAACAUCCCUUACAAUCAAACAGCAUUUGUGGCAAUGUUUGGCAUGGGGGGCCUCAAUUGCCCCCCAAGAGUCCGAUGUACCACGGUGCCCUGAGUUCUCAUAGUGAUAAAUAAAAAAAUAAACGUCAAAGAGUCCAUAAAGCGGAUGUUAACCCUGAUUGGUCAGGAUGUAAUCUCUAACCACACCGGUGUUAUGUCAUGAGCAAGUUUUACCUGGUUUCCCGGUGAUAUGAAAGUGUGUGGUAUAGCGAUAAGAUUCGGGGAAUUGUACGGCAAUCUUUACCAAGGUAUUUGAUAACCCAGAGAUCUGUGAACAUAAAAAUGAUGACUUGCAAAGCAGAACACGUGGUGUGGGGGCUGGGAAGCUGGGCGCAAUGUAACCAAACUUCAUACAAUUAUUAUUUUAUUGUAGAUUCUUAAUAGUUAUGAAAUAACCCGAUAAUCAUUGACAAUAACAUUUGUUUUAAGAGGUAUUUUUUUUUUUACAGCCACACUCCUUCUUGAAAAGUAAAGAAUUUUGUAAGAAGUUCAAGUGAUGAUUGUUGUAACGAAGGCAGAAAAUGGCAUUAAGAUUUGGGGGGAAAAAAGAUGAUAAUUAGCUGUUGUAAACUUUAAUAAUAGAUCUAUAUUUAAAAUCAUAGGAGUUUUUUGGAACACAUUUUUAUCAUCCAAUUAUAGUGAGUUCUUUGUUUUCAGUUUGCAAACAGAGUGACCAUUGAAGUCACACAAGUUAGUUUUUCUAAUCACGAUCUCCACACGUUUUCAGGAGUAUUCUGACAUUUGUAAAGCUUUUUUAACCGUACAUUAAGACUGCCGAUCAAAUUGACUGUUUCUAGUCUUCACUUUUACAUCACACUCUGCCGUAUUUCAGGUACCACCCGCGGGGACCAGUGACACAGACCGCCAGGCGCGCAAGGCUAACGUCCGUCAAUGCAAGGCUCAACAAACAGAAGCGGAUCAGAGCGGCCAGGAGACAGGUACGUGGGUGUCCAUUUGGUUUAUGUGACCUACGGGCACAUCUAACCAUAGAAACACACGUGAACCUAGAAACACACCUGACCCUAGAAACACACGUGACCCUAGAAACACACGGUCCUCUUGAAACACAUGUGACCUAACGAAUACAAUUGACCUUAGGAACACACAUGACCUUACAACCACAUGUGACCUGACUGACAAACGCCAGUUUUCGAAAACAAUUGACCUUAAGAACACCGGUGGCCUUCUAACCACACGUGAACAUACAAACUCACGGGACGUGCAGCCAUUAGCAUGAAAAACAAACACGCUUGGCUUUACAACCACAAAAAUGAAACCAUGCUCUGGAGAGAAGAUCCACUUUAUUUUGAUGGCUUUCAUCUAAGCAUGAUAUAAGCUAAAGGCACCAUUUCCAAAAAAUGACAUGAGUACAACAACAAAAAAUAAAAAUAAAAAUGUUUUAACGUUAUUUAAAUAUCCAUACAUAUUUAAUUCCCUGAUUAUAAUCCACGAAUCACCACAUGGGGUAAGUUUGUAGCAUAAGCUGGUUUUUUUUACCCAAGUGACUCUUUCGCUUAGUUGAUCGUCUGUCUCAUGGUCACCUGAAAGGUCGCAUCUGAUUUGUGUCAAAGUCGCGUCUGCUUCUUUCAGUGAACAGCGGGUUAAGGGUGGAUGUGUGAUAUCACAUAAAGGUUGUAAGCAUUGUAAGAAUUUAAAAAAAAAAAUACUUUUUUUGUCGAUAAUACAUAGUAAGAAUUAAAUACGGAAGAAAAAAGCCCCAAAAGUACAUAUGAAAUAGACUUGUUCAAAAGAAUUUCUGUCAAAGACCAGUUUUUAGCCCCUAAAAAGAAGAAUCUUAAAAUGCAUUACGUAAAGAAUGUCUGUGCAGAAAAUAUGUUCUAAAAUUAAUAAUUUAAAAAAAAAACAAAAAAACAUUUCAGUUUCGUCUGGAUUCCAUUCGAAUCCUUUGGCUACACAGAGUGCUCAUAUACAACGUCUGCACAGACUUUUCUUGCGUUAUGCAUUUUAAGUAUUUUAAAAUUAAUUUCUAUUUUUUAGUGGUUCAACUCGUCUUUGAUAGGAAGUCUUAAUUUAGUUAUAGUAAUUUUGAAUAAAAAAAACCAUUCGACAUUCUUAGGCGCUAGACUUGAUUAGAGCCCGCUUGGUACCACCAGACCUGACCUCGAAAUGGUUGUUCAGGUGCAGGCAUGUCGGUAAAUGAAUGUUAAUGAAAAUAUGAUCACAGAAACAUGAGAAUCCACGCCAUCAACGAUAUGAUGUGGCAAAAAAACACCACAUUCAUGAAGGGAAGUAAGCAGAAAACGGCAAGCAUAGACAUGCAUUAUUUUAUAGCUUCCCUUUUUUCCCCGACACGUUUGCUUUUCAGAUAUGUAAAUAGCAAUAUGAUGACACUUGGAAAGUGACCGAAAGGAAAAGAUGUUUUUUGUUUUCUUUCUUCCUGAUGAGUUAUAUUUUCAAAUUCUUUUGGAGUCUUAGUGACGUGUGUGACCGUAAUAAUAACGUGAUCACUCGCAUCAUUUGCACUCAGGAGAACAAAAAUUAAGUUUUGAAAAUAUACUUUGAGUUUCGUUGGUUAUUUAAAUUAACACACGUUCAAGAAAAUAAACAAUACAAGUUCAAUAAUCAUAUUUCAAGACUACGUUAAACUUCGAGAUCUUCAGUGUUCAUAUUUUAAGGCUACGUUAAACGCCGAGAUUAUCAGUUUUACUAUUUUAAAGCUACGUUAAACGUUGAGAUCUUCAGUGAUCAUAUUUCAAGACUGCGUUAAGGCAAAAAUCUCCAGUGCACAUAAUUCAAGACCAAGUUAGCCGACGACAUCUUCAGUGUGCAUAUUUCAAGGCUAGGUUAAACGCCGACAUCUUCAGUGUUCAUAUUUCAAGACUACGUUAAACGCCGACAUCUUUAGUGUUAAUAUUUCAAAGCUAGGUUAAACGCCGACAUCUUCAGUGUUCAUAUUUCAAGGCUACCUUAAACUUGGAGAUCUCAAGUGUUCAUAUUUCAAGGCUACGUGAAAUUUCGAGAUAUAUUUUACAGAUUUGCUGAGAUUUUCGAGAUUACAUGAUCAAUAUUGAAAGUACUUCCAAAAUCGUAUAAAAUUCUAUUGAGACGAAAGCAUUUUCGUUUAAUGCAGUGGCUCUCAACCAUACCAAUAACGCGACCCUUUUAUACAGUUCGUUAUGUUGUGGCGACCCCCAGCCACAAAUUAUUUUCGUUGCUUCUUCAUAACUGUAGAGCAUAUGGGUUUUCAGAUGGUCUUAGGCGACCCCUGGGAAAGGGCCGUGCGACCUCUAAAGGGGUCCCGACCCACAGGUUGAGAACCGCUGGUUUAAUGCAUGAGCUUUUAAUGAUGAACAUCAUUUGGCCAUAUCCGUUAUGGGUGGGGUCGAUCCAUUUGUUGAGUGAAGCACUGUUUGAUGAACAAUUAACAGUAGUUUCUUUUCAUUAUAGAAGCGUUUAAUGCAUUGGUUCUCAACCUUCCUCAUGCCGCGACCCUUUAAUACAGUUCAUCAUGUUCUGGCGACCCUCAACAUCAAAAUUAUUUGCGUUGCUACUUUAUUACGGUAGAGUGUAUUUUCCAAUGGUCUUAGGCGACCCCCGAGAAAGGAUCGUUCGACCUCCAAAGGGAUCGCGACCCACAGGUUGAGAACCAUUGUGCUAGAAGAAACCGUAUCAAUCAAUCCAGCUCGACACCAGCAGGGCUAGAAGUUCUAAGACCAGGUUAAUUAUUGAUACGUAGAGACUUCCAUCCUCCACCAAAUAGUCGGAAGCCAUUGACUGAUCAUAGCCGCAUCCUUACGGAAUCGUGGCACCAGAAAGGAAGCCCGUUGGUUGAAUAAUUAAGUUAAUAGAGGAAGAUGCCCGGAUGUGGAGAGCAAAUCGAUGUUACCUUAGGGGAUUUAACAUCAUUUGGCCGUAUCCGUUAUGGGUGGGGUCGAUUCAUUUGUUGAGUGAAGAGCACUGUUUGAUGUCACAAUUAACAGUAGUUUCUUUUCAUUAUAGAAGCGUUCAUUAACUAAAUGUAGAGUUUUCUUUCAUUAAUAGCCAAUGGGUCAUUUCGAUUAAGAAAUCUCUUGUAGUUGGACAGUUACUUCGAUGAUGAAAUUAUUUUUUUUUAAAAAUUAAGUACCGACAAACGUUAGUCCUGGGUCCGUUGCUAUGGACGCAUGGAAAACAGGUUCUGAAAUACGGACCAUUUCUGAUACUCGCGCGCUGUUAAGUGAGCCUUAUAAAUAUGUCAUAUCUUGAAACAUGACAUGGAGGAAGAAGACAUUCUAAAUAUUGAAGGUAAAAGUGAAGUUGACAUUCUAAAUAUUGAAGGCAAUAGUGAAGCGGGUGCAAGUUUCAAUGGAAGUUUUCCACUCGGACCUGGGGAUCAGAGAGCACACGAAGUUUCUUAUGAAGACAGAACUCGGGACUCGCACGUGGGUUUCAGAAAGGAACAUCUUCAAGUCAGUCGCCAGAAUCCGAGCAAGGGAAGAACGUUUCGACGAAUUCGUCAAAAAAUGGCUGUGAUCGAUUCAGGGGUCAAAGGUGAAAUUCCUGGAGUCGCCGCAGACCGCUCCGACAGGUUUUCGACCAGCGUCACCAACGACAUUAGGACUCCGCGUUGUGAGACCAGAGAGACUCACCUCAGUGGUUUAAGCUCGGUGGUCGUAAGGAUUAAGAAACACAAGAAAACGAAGGAUCCCGACACAGAGGAGGUGAGGAACCCCCUUUUAAAUAGUUUUGUAAUAGAGGGGUUGGUUGUGGUAAUCUAAUGGUUGGUUGUGAUGUUUAGAAUUGUUUGUGACAGUGCGAUGGAUGUUAAAGGUAACAUGUUUUUAUGUGUGGUAAUAGAGUGGUUGUUAGUUUUAAUUGGAUGGUUUGUUAGUUUUAAUUGGAGGGGUUGUUAGUGGUAGAACAGGGGUUGUUAGUUGUAAUCAAGGGGUUGUUGUUUGUGGUAAUGUAGUGGUUUGUUUUUUUGUUGUAAUAAAAGGUUGCUUGUGCUAAUGGAUGGUUGGUUGUUUUUUUUUGGUAAUGCAUGAUUGUUUGUGGUAAUUCAGGUUUGGUUAAGGUAACGUUAUAGCCGUUGUUUUUGGUAAUGCUGGUGACGUUUAAGCUAUUGUUUGGUUGUUUGGGGUAAUGCAGGAGUUUUUUUUCUUUUUACAAUGUAGCGGUUGUUUGUAUUAAUGCAGGGUUGUGUGUGGUAAUGUAGGGGUUGUUUGUAUUAAUGCAGGGUUGUGUGUGGUAAUGUAGCGGUUGUUUGUAUUAAUGUAGGGUUGUGUGUGGUAAUGUAGGGGUUGUUUGUAUUAAUGCAGGGUUGUGUGUGCUUUGUAUUAAUGCAGGGUUGUGUGUGGUAAUGUAGGGGUUGUUUGUAUUAAUGCAGGGUUAUGUGUGCUAAUGUAGCGGUUGUUUGUGGAAAUGUGCGUUUGCGUUUGGUAAAGUUUUUUUUUUGUUUGUGGCAAUGUAAGGGCUAUUUUUGGUAAUGCAGCGUUGUUUGUGGCAACGCAGGGUUGUUAAAAUAAUGUAGUGGAUGUUUGUGGUAAAUAAGGAUUGGCUCUGGAAAUGCACGGUUGUUUGUGGUAAUUAAGGGUUGGCUCUGGAAAUGCACGGUUGUUUGUGGUAAAUAAGGGUUGGCUCUGGAAAUGCACGGUUGUUUGUGGUAAAUAAGGGUUGGCUCUGGAAAUGCACGGUUGUUUGUGGUAAAUAAGGGUUGGCUCUGGAAAUGCACGGUUGUUUGUGUUAAAUAAGGGUUGGCUCUGGAAAUGCACGGUUGUUUGUGUUAAAUAAGGGUUGGCUCUGGAAAUGCACGGUUGUUUGUGUUAAUGCAGUUGUCUUUUGGGGGGGUUUUGUUUUUGUUUGUAAUGCAAGAGUUGGUUUUCAGUAAACAGUGAGUUCUGUGAUUGAUAGAGGCAUGGAGCAUUCAAUUUGUUUAAUUUACAUGUGCAUCAUGUUUAUAGGCAUGAGUUUUAACUUUAGUAUGACAUGAUUACAGACAUGAGUAGAAAUUAAAAUUUUAGAAUAAUCGUUGAUUUCGUAUUCACCCAAAUUUGUUAAAACACGGCCUAAUAUAGCAUAAUCUCAUGCGCUCCCACCAGAGACUGAAUCCAUCACACUAAGUUAAAUCUUUAAUUAUUUAUGUACUGUACAGAUCUGUAAGAUCUGUAAGUAAGACCAUUCAAUCGUCAGAGUAAAAAUAUUUAAUCGCAACAAAAUGUAUGCACAUCUGUUAUGAGGAUCCAAAUGUGGUUCAACCGAGAGCUAUGGCGUCCACCGAGUAUCCACCCCGUCCCUCCCCCAUCUUUUUUUUUGCUUUGAUAUUGACGUCACCGAUUAAAUGUGUAGCGUCCUAACACUACCCACCCCUUUCUUGAAUAGGAAAUAGUUGGUUACCUUUGAAAAUGUCAUAAAUGGAGUCCAACACCCGACAGCCUUCUCUACAUUUCUAGAAUUGCUGUUCUGUUUUUAUUUUCAUUUCUUUUUAUUAUAACUUUUUUUUUUUUUUUUUUUUUUUUUUUUUUUUUUUUUUUUUUUUUUUUUUUUUUUUUUUUUUUUUUUUUUUUUUUUUUUGGGGGGGGGGGGGGUCUUAAUGCCUUCCUAUAAAUUUGGCGGUAGCUUUCCCAGUCCGACUAAAUUUGCUUGACUUCCUAGACAAGAGACUUUAACGAGACUCACCAGAGAUACAAGAGACCUUACAACUUUUCAUCUGUGUGUAUCUGAAUUAAUAUUUGUACCUUUCUAGUAAUAUACUUGAUCACUUGCUGUACAAUUGAUACAAAGAAAGUGAUUUUUAAAUUACAUUGUUCAUACUCAUUUUCUUCACAUAAAUAAACACAAAUUUUAAUCAAUACGACAUUUUACAAUGAUAACAAUUUAACGACAAGACAUCUGGAUUACUUCUUUAGGAUACAAAUCAGCCAUCAAUGCGCUUCUCCAGUGACAAUAAUGACUUAAUUUGUGAUCAUUUAGAUUUAUGACACUAUUAAGAACUUCAUGUUUUUAAAAAUAACUUUCUUGAAUUCUAAUUUUAAAAAAAACAAAAACAACGUUGCUUUGUCACUUGUUGUCACUUAUUGUCAUUUAUUGUCACUUAUUUUUCAACUAUUGUCUAUCUUUUAGAAUAUCCCGCUAUCCCACGCCAGCGACGACGAUGUCAACUCACCGCUAAGUGACGCCAACGACCAGCCCAACGUGUACAGGAAAGUUCUGAGGGACAAGAUCCGCUACGAGCAGGCGAAAUUUCGGGAGACAGGCGUCGAGAGCCGCAACCGCCGUCAGCUUCAGAUACAACCUCAGCACCAGGAGGAGCAGUCGCAGGAGGAGGGAACCAGUGCAAUAAAGGGGAGGAGGGUCUUCAUGUUUAGGAACGGCGACCUUCAUUUUAAACCCAAACAGGUGACGUCACAUCACAUGUAAGGGGGGUUUGUCCUUUCUAUGAAUGGAAAGCGUCUCAUCGCAUGACAUAAUGUUACUAUUUUUAGAAAAUGUAUUCGUAAAACAUAGCUUCAGUGUAUUUCCGCAGUGACAAUUUGUAAUAUAAAGUUGUAAAUACGUUUUCGUCUUGGUUAAGAUCCACUUUGCUGGCUCACAUUGACGUAGAAGUACCAAAGAGCUGUUGGGAGAUUGCCAAAACGGAAUACCAAGGUGUUUUAUUAACUUCUUAAUGAGAUUUGCCAGACUGUCUGCCCGGAUGUUCUAUUAAUAGAUUUCCGCCAUUAAAUGACAAACCCUAUUGCAUAAAUAUUUGUUUUUUCUGCGCUACAACAAACGAGACGCAAUAACUCAUUAAACUUUAGUUUUAAUAAUGAGAUACGCGUGUGUUCAAAAUUAAUCGAUCAAAGUUUUGGGGGUAAAAGUGGGAACAAGAUGUGAGGCUAGGGAUGAAGACGAUGAUGAUAAUGAUGAUUGAUUGGUUACUUAUAUAGCGCUUGUGUUCAUGCUAUGUUAGCAUGCUCAAUUGCGCUCUGGUCUCAUAAAGUCUAUUUAAAGAAAAAUGAAUUUAAAAGUCUCCUAAAUGAUUUUUAUCAUUUUUAAAAGUCCCCCAAAGACUGAGGCAAACAGUCCCAUAAUUAAGGCGCUAUUGCUUCCAAAAUGCGCACUUCGUUUGACUUCUUUGGGAUCCCUGUCCGUCACUGUUGGAAAAUAAUAGCAGUUAUUAUUGUAAAGAAUAGAUGAAAGGAAAAAGAGCGCCCUUAAAAAAAGAGGGAUCAAAAGUAAUACAGGACAGAGGUUACAUAAAAGUACAAGAUGUCGCCAAAACGACAAAUUUUGGCCGCCAUGAGCGCAGUGGACAUGUAACUAGGAGAAAGAAUAAUGACAAGGCAUUUUUAAAAUAAAUCGAAAUCAAAAUAAUAAAAUGGGGGUUCAAAAAAUGUCAAAACAAAAAGAAAGGUAGGCAAUAAAUAAUACAUCGUUUGGAAACGUGUCCGUGAGAAACUUAAUAAUGCUUUGUGUCAAGCCUUUGCGGAAAAUCUUGGCAUUUAGUUUGUCAUUUGCAGCCCCGGGCUCUUGUCGUCAUGUCGGUCAAUGACAUGUUUGAUAAAGAGGCGCUCGCCACGAACCCCCUGAAGCGUCACCCGGGGAACAGUACCACCGUGUAGGGGACCCGCGCUGAAAGGCAAAGGUAACGCACGGAGACUGCGUUAAAUCGAGCACGAUUGCAUGACUUCCCACCAAGUGCAGUCGAACUAUUUUACUAAACGCAGAAACAGGUUGGGACAUGAUUACAGUUGCCGUAUGGAUAUGAGGUGAAGGUGUGUGGCAACCUUUCACCGGUGAUUCUAAAUAUGCAGUCUUGAGGGUACUGCUCCAAGGCAACCUCUCUCUCCCAUCUACGGUGUGAAUUAGUCGCGCCGUAGAAUAACCAUACAAACCCUAGUAGAGGGCGUCGGUCUUAAACAACUACGCGGUCCCCCCGGGGUGGUAAGGGGGGACUUUAGAGACGUUAAAUAUCCACCCCAACCCCCUAGAAAGCCCGGCCCUGUUGCUGCGCGAGUAGCAAUCCGGCUGGCCAGGUGUUUCUUCUCUGGGGCUGCCACGCUCAGCGGCCAAUCGAGUGGAGGUCGGGCGUGGCGGUCUUAGGGGCGGAGCGUCCCUGGCGUGCCGCUUCGCGGCCGAUCGGAAUAAAGACCACUGGGGGAGUGGUUGACGACCGGUUUGGUUGGCGGGGUUGUACGUUGGGGAGGACCAUAUGAGCCUCAAGGCUCGGUGUUCGCUGAUUUUCUUAAGUAAGUAAGUAAGUUUGUCAUUUGCCAAUAAAUGUAAUACUAAAUUCACCAUUUUCCUCCCCUAACUAGAUCCUCAUCAGCCAGAAGACCUACACUAACCUGGAGAAGCUUCUGGUUGAUCUCAGCUCUAUGGUGGAGACCUCGACUGGGGUGAAGUACAUCUUUUCUUGGCCCGAGGGUCGGGAGAUCAAGUCCAUCACGGAGUUUGAGAACGGCAAAUAUUAUGUUUGUUCCAGUACCAGCAAGCUACAGGUCAGUAAAUAUUGUGUUUGUUCCAGUACCAGCAAGCUACAGGUCAGUAAAUAUUGUAUUUGUUCCAAUACCAGCAAGCUACAGGUCAGUAAAUAUUGUGUUUGUUCCACUACCAGCAAGCUACAGGUCAGUAAAUAUUGUGUUUGUUCCACUACCAGCAAGCUACAGGUCAGUAUAUAUUGUGUUUAUUCCACUACCAGCAAGCUGCAGGUCAGUAAAUAUUAUGUUUGUUCCAGUAAAUAUUAUGUUUGUUCCAGUACCAGCAAGCUACAUGUCAGUAUUCGACAGCACAUUUUUUUAAUGUGUUGACACCAUCAUAGAAGUUAUGUUUGUGAUAUUUUAGUGAAAUCAUCAAGAAUAUUGCAUUAUCGCUGGCAUCAGCAAACUAAUGCAACAACAAAAAUAAUAGUAACUACAGUAAUAAUAAUGAUAUAGUACGCUGUGUAAAUGUAAGGCUUUGCACUAUUAUCAUCGUUUAUAAAUAUGUAAUGAUUUUUUAUUAAGAUUAAUACAAUUAAAAAUUUCGUUUCAUGAAAGUAAUAGUGACUAAUUUGUUGUAAUGAAGUACCGUAUAUCUAAAUAACAAACACAAGAUAAGAGGCGUAUAUAUUUUGUAGAUAAACCUGUGGCAUUUAAAUUAGUUCAGCACCUAAGGCUGUGGUCAUCAUCCACGACUAUAGAGAAAGGAUCUAUAUUUACUGCAAGGCAGUAGAAGAAAUGAACCGUUGUCAAGUGACAAUAGAUUUUUUUUAAAAUUCGUCCCAUCUUUGUGAUCUCAUUAAUUCUAUCCACCAGAGAGUUGAUUACGGAAGCAGCAAAGAGGGACCGUGGAAAGGAGGCAAGAUAGACAGAAAAGAGAACUUCUUAUUCCAACAGGUAAUCAUUGAACCUUGCUGUUUUGUAUUAGCAAACACUCCCUAAGCGCCCACAGAGUUCUUUUCCCUUGCCUCAUUAUCAUGGCCUUAAGAAAAAGAAAUAAAUAUAAUUAUCCUGUACUGUCAGUUUGAACGAAGGCCAAAAUAAAUUUAAAAAUUUAAAAAUUUACAUUCUAGGACGAGGUAAAAGUAAAUAUGAUUUUUAAUGUAACGAUAACACCACCCACUUUGGCUGGCACAAAGCCGAUUCCGAUUCGUAAAUGUUCUUUUCCGAGAAGCGUCACCAGGUACGAGGUAAUUUGUAAAGCAUGCUCUAGGAAUCAAGAGAAAUAUCGAGGAAAAAAAUUGUUUGCAUAUCUGGAUCCUUUAAAAAACCGAAGUGAUUUUUUUUUCUAAUGAUCAGCGUAGUUUACACUUCUUGAUGUAUGCAUUAAGGUUUGUCAUUUAAUGGCGUGAAUCUAUUAAUAGAAAAACUGGUCGUAGAGUCUGGCCAGUGUCAUUAAGAUAUUAAUAAAACAUCCUGGUAUUCCGUUUGGCCAAUCUCUCAACAGCUGUUCGGUACUUCUACGUUCAUGUGAGCCAGCAUCGUGGGUCUUAACCUAGACCAAAACGUGUUGACCACUUUAUUUUAUGACAGAUUUUACCAAAAAAAAUUAAUUGUUACCACUGAAAACAUUGUUAGAAGCUAUGUUUUACGAAAACAUGGUCUAAAAAAAAUUAAGUAACAUUACGUAAUGCGAUGUGACGUUUUCCGGCCUUAGAAAUGACAGGCCUUAUUGGAUUCCACUCUAUCCUGUAUUCUUGACUUAAUGACAGGAUGGUAAGGUCCAGUCUCCACUGCGCCGACCCCGGGUGCUGACCAUCAUCAGCAACAUGUACAGGGACAGCCGCGAGAAGCUGAUACUCAACACCAACUCGCAGAUGAACUUCGAGGAUAUUCUCAACGACAUCGGUAACAUGAUCAACGUGCCGAAUCCACCGGUCAGGGCGCUCUACACGGAGCGGGCGCCGCACCAAAAGGUAUAUGUCACGUCCACGUAAGGAACCCAAUCAGUGCUCUGAGUGGUAUGAGUUUGUUUUGAACUUAAUUUCUAUGGCGUGCACCAAAGAUCGUGGUUUGGGAGAGUGGAGGAUACAUGGUAUAAUUGAAGACCUUUCAGAAAGUUUACAACAUUCAUCUUAGCUUGCUACGAUUAGAAGAAUAAAUCAUUUAUUAGGACCUUAUUAAAACGCCUUUUCAUAGUUUGUUAGUUUGCGUUGGCGUCUUGUAUUUUGAUCCCCUUCCUGACCUGUAGCUGAAACUUUGUACACUUACCCACCCAAUCUGGCCCUUUCAACAUGGCCCUUUCAACAUGGCCCUUUCAACAUGGCCCUUUCAACAUGGCCCUUUCAACAUGGCCCUUUCAACAUGGCCCUUUCAACAUGGCCCUUUCAACAUGGCCCUUUCAACAUGGCCCUUUCAACAUGGCCCUUUCAACAUGGCCCUUUCAACAUGGCCCUUUCAACAUGACCCUUUCAACAUGGCCCUUUCAACAUGGCCCUUUCAACAUGGCCCUUUCAACAUCGCCCUUUCAACAUGGCCCUUUCAACAUGGCCCUUUCAACAAUUACCUUGAGAAACCUCUGCGGGUCAAACCUUGCAUCUCAAGUUUGACCUACUUUCUAAUCUCCAAAUGUGCUGAAACUUUACACACUUACCCCACCCACCCCCUUCGAUGAAAAUACAAGAUUUCAUCAUUUCAUGAUCAGUGGGUCACCAGUGACCUCCAUUGACCCUUGAUUUGUCUCUCCGUAUAUCUCAGGAAGCAGAAAGUGAAAAUGACAUGGAGUUUUCACUAUAAUUUUCAUGGGCGCCCAUUGCUUUUUUAGUCAUAUGUUUAACCGAUAUUCUGAUGUCCUCAAACAUCUUCCAAGACUUAAUAGUACAAAAUAGGACGAAAUAAAAAAAAAAUUAAAAAAAAAAAAAAACACACCCUUCCAGACGUGUUCUAAAAUGUGUAAAAUAAAUGUCGUCCCCCUCUCCCCCCCCCCAGAAUUUUUUAGUCAAAAGACUUUAACAACUCUGAAGUUUGGUGUUUUUUUUUUGGGGGGGGGGGGAGAGAUUUAUUUUAUACUCUGUAGUACACUUUUUGUACAUAGCGUUUUCUAAUGUUUUAUUGAAAAAUAAAUAAAUAGAAACUCUGGUGGCUCAAGGGUAAGAACAUGGGAUAAGGUGCCCCCACAUCCCACUUUCCUAUAACUGCCACCAUUGCAAAAGAAUGUUGUUUUGACCAAAAAGGGUUUUCAAAUUUUAGGUGGAGAGCUACAGUCAGCUGAUCAGAGAGUUCGGAGACCACGAUAAUUUCCUGGCUUGCGGGGAAGAAAUGGUUCCUACAGAACUUUCACCGAAGAAACCGUCAGGACCUGGCAACGCAGUCAAGAAAGGAGCACGGAGAAACAGAAGAUGUGAGUGAUUCUUUAGUUGGUCAUUUUCAAUACCUCUCAGUCUUUGGCAAGGCGUGAUGCAUCUAUGAUGAAUUAAAGCGCAAGACAUGCACUGCAGCCAAGGAUGCCUCACACUGAGAGCACGGUGGAGCUUACUGCAACACCCACCACUUAGUGCCACCAUGGCAACAACCUAAAUAAAAAAAAAAGUAAUGGAAUUAUUAGGCUUUGGCCUAUGUCUUUAAGGAUUGUUUACAAAAAAUAGUUUUUAUAAUUGCUCAGUUAAACAAUCACCUAUGGCAAUGGUUCUCAACCUUUCUAAUGCCGCGACCCUUUUAAUACAGUUCCUCAUGUUGUGGUGACCCCCUACCACAAAAAUAUUUUCGUUGCUACUUAAUAACUUUAGAGUAUAUUGUUUUCCCAUGGUCUUAGGCGACCCCCGUGAAUGGGUCAUUCGACUCCAAAGGUUGAGAACCGCUGCUCUAUGGUAUGAUUGAUCAUGGUGUGCAAUUAGGGUCCAAUCUAGAUCUUUCGUCGCUACCCUGCAGUAUAGAUCAGACAUUGAGUGAUUGAAAAAGUUAUCUAUAUCAUAUGAUCCUGCUUCAUUCAAUAUCACUAGUUCACUUUUUUGGUUAAUCUGAAUGAAAAUAACAACAAAACACAUUAUCUAAAUGAGCUCUUAUCAAGUGUAUUAAAUUUCAGCCGAUGCUGGCCGGACAAUGGACGACGACAGCCUGUCUCCGGCACGUGACUCGGACACGACCUACGUUAACGACACCGGCCAGGGCAGGUCCAACAGGAGGCAACAGGUCAAAGGCAGGAAGUCCAAGCCGGACUCGAUCAAGGUUGACAUCAAUGGAAAAACACGAGGUACGGGUCAGAGAAAACUUCAAUGCAGCCAGAUGAUAAGUGUAUAGGGAAAGAUGCGGCAUUAGAAGAAAAGAAAAUUAUCUUCUCUGCAGCACUCCAGCAGCAUCUAAAAUAACAUGAAACUCAUGCAAUAUAAAUGAUUUGUGCACAAAACGCACGAGCGUACGCCACUAAAGAGAAAUAAAAUAAAGUGUGUGCCCAUAAUAAUAAUAAUAAUAAUAAUAAUAAGGGGUCUUAUAUGGCGCGGUACCGCGCUGUUCAUAAAAACCAUACUUGUGGUUAUACUAUAUGCCUUUUUCAUUCUUAUAUAUAUCUACGUAUGUUUGCAGUUUCCUCCAGGACUAAACACAGCUUCCUACGAUUGGAGUUGUAUUUUAUUUUGCAUUUUUCUUUAAUUUGUUCGCCGAAGAAGGCUUUUUAUGCCGAUACGUUCAUAGCGUUGUCUUAUCUUUUAAAAAAUAUAAAAAUCAAGUUUUUGCCGAUACGUUCAUAGCGUUGUCUUAUCUUUAAAAAAAAUAUAAAAAUCAAGUUUUUGCCGAUACGUUCAUAGCGUUGUCUUAUCUUUUAAAAAAUAUAAAAAUCAAGUUUUUGCCGAUACGUUCAUAGCGUUGUCUUAUCUUUUAAAAAAUAUAAAAAUCAAGUUUUUGCCGAUACGUUCAUAGCGUUGUCUUAUCUUUUAAAAAAUAUAAAAAUCAAGUUUUUGCCGAUACGUUCAUAGCGUUGUCUUAUCUUUUAAAAAAUAUAAAAAUCAAGUUUUUGCCGAUACGUUCAUAGCGUUGUCUUAUCUUUAAAAAAAAUAUAAAAAUCAAGUUUUUGCCGAUACGUUCAUAGCUUUGUCUUGUCUUUAAAAAAAUAUAACAAUCAAGUUAUCCCGUAACCAUAUCCCUUAAUUCCUUCCUAGAUCCACUUAUUCUAGCAUUUGUGUUUUUUCUCAGAAUUCUUCCCCCCGACAACUUUGAACGAGGAGGACGAUGGAAGGAAACCGGACAAGAAAUUAAAGCUGGACUGGGUGUAUCCUUGACAUUGACCUCGCACAUAUAGCAAGGGUGUUGUUAGCUCCCUCUUUUUAUUUCAUCCUCAUACAUCAUUCUUCUUGUCAAAACUGUAAUUUCUUCUUAUCAUAACUAUACUUUCGUCUUACCACAACUAUACUUUCUUCUUAUCAUAAUAUACUUUAUCCUCACCAUAACUGUAUUUUCUUCUUAAACUAUACUUUUUUCUUACCAUAACUAUACUUUCUUCUUAUCAUAAAUAUACUUUAUUCUCACCAUAACUAUACUCUCUUCUUAUCAGAACUAUACUUUCUUCUUAUCAUAACUAUACUUUUCUUCUUAUCAUAACUAUACUUUCUUCUAUCAUAACUAUACUUUCUUCUUAUCAUAACUAUAAAACUUUAGGCAAAUUUUGGUAUUGUGAACAAAAUAAUGCAUGUGAAAAAUGAUUGCUUCUUUAUGUCUACUUUAACAUUGCACCGCAAAAGGCUAGAAUAGUCAGGGGAAUAUUUAUGAAAGAACAAAACACUUAAAGAUGCUUCACAUCCACAGUUUUUUGCCCUUUAUAUAUUAAGUCCCAAUCACAGCGCAAUCAUCUCCCUUUUUUACUGUAUAUCUCAUGAUAUAUCCAGUGUUAAAUAUCAUGUCAUACAAAUGUUGUAAGAUGUGCUUUUGAAAGUGGCCUUGACCUCGAGCAAGUUAUGGAUUCCGUGGAAGAGACGUUAAGCAGAACCUGGCCGUCCUGCCGUCCAGUGGUCAGUUGGUUUACUUCGUGGCGGCCGUGGUCGUGCUGCACGACAAGAAGUUCGCCACACAGAAGCAUUACCUCGGUCACUCGGAGGAGAUCACCUGGUAAGCUCCAACAGUGUAGGGUUGCAUUGGUAGCUUAAGGAUGUAUCCCGCCAAGUUUAGCGUAAAACCGUUUUCGGAACUACUCUUUGGUCGUUGUUAAUUAGUUGAACGUUAAGUAAUUUGAACUUACAAAGUUCUGUGUUAAUUUUGAUCUCUACGACAUCAUGUAGUAAAUUUCAUUGCUCCAAAACAAAACUAGGUGGCAUUGUUUAUUAGGUCAGUUAUUUAAUACCAGCUUGACCAACGCCACCAUAUUGCGCGGGUAAAAUAUGAGAAGGGGUGGCAUAAACUGUUAGGAUAAUUCCAGAUGGAGCUCCAUAAAUUUCCCCCCCCCCCAAUGCUUAGUUUUCAGUGAGUGUACGAAACCAAUAAGCGUACGAGAUCGAUUAUGCCCUUGAAUUCCCCGUGACUUUUCAAAACCAUUCAGUCUCUCUCCUCAGUACACAUUCAUUUGCCUUUCUUUUAGAUUUAGACAUGUCUUGUAAGUUGUCAACAAGCGUUGGGUAACGAAUGUUUUCGUUUGUGUGCAUUUGGAGGGGGGGGGGGUAAGCAGCGAAUAAAAGAGCAUCACUUUGCGCAAUAAGAGCAAGGGGGGGGGGCUGACUAGAUCCACAAUGGAAUUAAUAUUAUAGGUUACAUCUGUUAUAUCGUACUUCCAAUUCAAUCAAAAGAAUUCGUAUUGAAUGAAUUGUGAUUGCCUUAAUGCAGUGGUUCUCAACUUAUCUAAUGCCACGACCUUUAACACUGAGCCUCAUGUUUUGGCGACGCCUAACCACAAAAUUUUUAUCGUUGCUGCUUCAUAACUGUUGGGUAUAUGUGUUAUCCGAUGGUCUUAGGCGACCCCUCUGAAAGGCUCAUUUGACCCCCAAAGGGGUCACGACCCACAGGUUGAGAACUGCUGCCUUAAUAGAACGUUUAUGCUUUCAUUUAUGUAACUGUGAACAAAAUAUAGAACUAGAAUCAAAUUAAUUUCAGAAUGAAAGCAAACAACGUACCAGAUUUUUAAAAAAAAUACGAUUGUAGCAAAUAAGAAAUCAACUCUUCUCUUUGUUAUAAUAAUAUGAUUCACAUUACUUUUUGAAGAAGAAAAUAAGGGUGAUUUAUGUAAAAUCUGCAUUACAACAAAUUAUGUAUUUAUUUUUUUGAAUUUUAAACCAACCCAGCCUGGCAAUUCAUCCAAAUGGAAGGUUUAUCGCCUCGGGACAAACUUCUGGCAAAACUCCAGAAUCAGGGGUAAGUACUUUCAUACAAGGCUAACAUUUGUUUUUCUUACAGAGCUUCUCCCUUAUCUUCACUGUAAAAUAUUUGGCCAAAGCUUCUCCCUUAUCUUCAUUGUAAAAUAUUUGGCCAAAGCUUCUCCCUUAUCUUCAUUGUAAAAUAUUUGGCCAAAGCUUCUUCCUUAUCUUCACUGUAAAAUAUUUGUCCAAAGCUUCUCCCUUAUCUUCAUUGUAAAAUAUUUGGCCAAAGCUUCUCCCUUACCUUCAUUGUAAAAUAUUUGGCCAAAGCUUCUCCCUUAUCUUCAUUGUAAAAUAUUUGGCCAAAGCUUCUCCCUUAUCUUCAUUGUAAAAUAUUUGGCCAAGGCUUUUUUAUUACCUUUUUCCAAUCUAGUUACUGUAAUGUUUUGGCCAAUUACUAAAAAUGACCUAAACUCCAAACAAACUUAUAUUUCUUUUUAUUUAAAAAGUGUACUUUAACAACCAAAAUAAUAGUCUAAAAAUAUGAAUUAUAUGCAUAUUAAAGAUUUUAUGGAUUUCAUUAUAAAUACAAUUCAAUACUCAAAAAUAUCAUUAUUUUAAAAGUUUUUUUUUUUUAAUGUCCUUAAACUAUCUUAAAAAGAUAACAUCCCAAAUUGUUCACGUUUUGAAACGGACUAUAAUUAUCGCCUCAUUUCUCUUCGAUGAUUUGAAUAAAAUCUAAUACAGUUCUUAAAUUAGAGAAAUAAUCUUAGAAUAGAGCAAAAGUGAAUUAUGUGUAUUAACUCGCCUACAUUACGCUGCACAGGCUCACGUCCGUGUCUGGGAUGGGACAUCACUCUCCACUUACGCAGUUAUCGGACUUGGCACCUUCCAGCAGGGCAUUGCCUGCGUUAACUUUUCUGAGAAAGGUUCUCAGCCCACUGGCGGAUCUGGCUCAGUGAGUAUUUAUUUUUAUAUAACCGUGUUUUUAGAGGGUACACUUUGGUCUAUAAAAUCAUGUAAUUUUUUUUUUUCAAAUAUAUAAAAUACAUUUGAAAUAUUAUUUUUUUAGCCUUACCUUUUUUGCGAUGUUAGAUAAAUCUUAGACCAAAUAAUGUGGAGCCGUUUGGUCUUUUGCUCUACAAAUCUAAUCUCGUUUUCAAAGACUUUUUUCCCCCCCACUCGCUUUUCCAAUCUUGUCGUUGAAUCGUAACUAUUUUGUUGAAACACGGGACUCUGUCACUUAGCUGAUCGCCUGUCUCGCGCAGUGCUCGCCCGGUGUGAACGAUGGGAGAGGGGUAGAUAGAGGAAUGAUUGUUUGGAAGGGGCCAGGAGCAGGGUAUACGGCAAAAAGAGUUUGGCUGCGAUAAUAUGGGUUGAAGGAGGGGGUGAGGUGGUGAGUGAUGAGGAAAUCCCCCCCCCCCGUUACCCUCUCGCUGUGGUUGACAGUGAAGGAGGGGGGGAGGUGGUGAGUGGUGAGGAAACCCCCCCCCCCCCGUUACCCUCUCGCUGUGGUUGACCUGAGUGGUUGAUACACUGAUACAGAGUGUGUGUUGUGACGAUUAUUGGAGUCUCAAUAAUAUACAAGUAAAAAAAAAAUAUAUUUAAAAAAUAGCUAAUAACAAACUUGUUUUAAAAAAAGAAAAAGACUUUCUUUCCAAGACGAGCUUGAUCACACUAAAACGAAAAUCGCUGAUAAUUUCUUAAAACGCAUUACGCAGUGAACGUCCGUGGAGGAAUUAUUUUCAAAUAUUAAUGAAAAAUAUAACACAUUUAAGUUUGGUCUACAUUCAAUUCAAAUCCUUUUGGCUACAUGUAGUGCACAGUGCACACCUAUACUUCUGCACAGUCGUUCUUUGCGUCGUGCAUUAAAUUAAAAUAAAAAAAAUAUAUGUUCUACUUUUGAGUUCAUUUAAAUUCAACUAAAUAAUAAAUCCUUUUAAAAACUUUUUAAAGAUAUUUUUUUUAAUUAUUGUAUUUAAAUUCGUCUUUGAUAGAAAGUCUUUUUUUUAAAGUUUUUUAAUAUAUGUUUUAUUAGCAUGUAAAUAAAUAUUAUACUCCAAAUAGCGUAAUUUCAACAUGAACUUUGCCAUGAUUUAUCAGCUUUAAGCAUCGGUUUAUUGCAAUUCCUCCACAGGUCAUGGGCGAACUUUUGAUGGCCAUUGAUGACAGCGAUAGACACCAGCUGACUGUCUGGGACUGGCAGACGGAGAAAAUGGUGGCUAGGACAACGGUGAGAGGGUACUUUAUAUGUGGACAUGGUUACGUAGCAGUUAGCGUAUAGGUCUCUUUUUUUUCUCAAAUUGAAACUAUAAACAUAGGCAUGAAAACUGCAGAAGGUUAUUUUAAAAUAAAUUUAACGACAUAGUUUUAUUCCAGAAAAUUAAGUCCUCUCCCCAUUCCUGCCCCUUUCCCAUCCCCACCAAACUUUAUAAAAUAUUUAGCAAACGACCCACUGCUCCAUACUACGUAAUAAAUUGAUAAUUCCCUUGACCGGCUUUAAUUCAAUUUUUUUUUCAUUUAACCGUACCCUUUAAAACUUUUCAAAGGUGGCAACUCACCUUACUGACGUUAAAUAAUAUAGACAGUGUAUUUCCGUAACAGGGACUACACCGCAUCAAAUGCCCCCUUUAAUAUAAUAUAGGAACUAUAGAAUACCAAUGAAAUAAUACGAUGAAUAUCUUCUUGAAUUCUUCCUUCUAGCUUAUUCCAUUUGUCGCCAAGGUAAACAACAUGUUGAGUAUUGAUGUUGAGCUUUCCGUUAAACACACAUUCACACAUAGGCCGCACGUUAUUUACUUAUAUUUUGGGUUAAUGUUUGGGUGCAUUUUCCCUCGCAAAUCGACACAUGAUUUAUUCUGACAUAUGUUCAUCAUUUAAUUUUGCAUGUUAUCAUCAUGAGCGAUAAAAAAAAUUAUAUAUUUUUUAUGUUUUAAAUUUCCAAUUCUGAUAUAUACUUUCCUAUAUUAAUGUAUUUUACAUAUGUUUUAAUUGAUGUUAAAUUAGUCUUCAAGCAGUACCGAUACAAACUCAAUAGUUAACUAUUGUUCUUAUUUUUAACUAAUAAAUCCUCAAGACAGUGAGCAAUAAAAUGUUUAGAGUUUACUAACAUUUGUGAAGUCACCGCAUGCUAUUUGGUUUUCAUAUAUCCUCUCGCCUGCUACCCUUAUGUAUGUUAAUGUAUCACAAUGAAAUUUAGACGUUCAUCACAAAAUUGACGAUUUUUUUAUUUUUUUAAAAAUAAUUCAUGAAUUUUGUAUACCAAUAAGUUCCAUUUCACAUACACAAUGAACAAAACUGAAUUUGUCACACGUUCAAUUCAGAAAGUAAGAGGUACUAGGAAAAAAUAAUCAAUAUCAGAGAUGAACGCCAUACGCAUAGUCAGGGCUAAACAUUGAUUUUCUGUGCCUGCACAGUGCGUGUGUACAUAAUUCAUUGCUCUCAGGACGCCCAACGCCUUCUGUUUUCGUACUUUUAACUAAUCAAUUGCAUCUUCUGAUUUUACUAGUGAGAAUAAAGAACGUGUAUUAAAGCAGGUCUAGAAGAUGUCAUUUUUAUAUAAUAUUGUCUGCCCGAUCAACUAAUUUUGUACUCUCAUUGGUGUGAAAAUCAAGUCACUCCCAAUUUAAUCAUCCAACACUUCCCACCAAACAAACGUUUUCUUAACUUUGCGGCUUUAAUACACAGGUAAAAUAUGUUGAGUCCCCAGAAUAAAGAUAUUUUUUUUUUAAAGCAGAGAUUUGGAGCAUGCUUUUGUUUUUGGCCAAGAUCAGUCCUCGACCCACUCCGGACAAACUUUUGUCGGCUCCAUCUCCGCUCCAAAAAAGAACCUAUUCCAAGGCUGCGAGCUCCGCUCCAAAUCCCUGUUUUAAAAAUGUUUUUUAGCUCUGCUCCCGUACCUGCAAGAAUACAACACAGUGGAGGAAGAACAAUUAUCUUGAAAUGUUUACCUGUCCUCAGACAACCACAGACCCCGUCGUGUCAGGGUGCUUCUACCCACAGGAUGAGACCAUUCUAAUGACCUAUGGCAAGGAACACAUCCACUUCUGGAAGAUGUUCUGGGACAAAGGGCGGAAGAUCAUGAGGGAUAAGCUCAGCGGUAACUUUGAGGUAAGCGGGUUACAUGGUAUCUUCUUCGGUCGCCACCUUUGUGGGUAUAAGAAGAAAAUUACUUGAAAAUACAAUUUUAACUGCAGCAAACGUGUUGCUGUUUUAAUGAGACGGGCUCUAUUAUUAAGCUUGAUACUUGAAAGACAAAUCAGGGCAUGUGACUAUUAAAAAAUAGUCUGGAAAAAAACUAUCUGCCCAUGCAGUCGAUUCUUUAGCCUCAGUUAUUAAUGAAUGUAAAUUAGUAUCUCAUAGGGAUAUACAGAAUUGUUUGUUUUCAAAUAUAUAUAAACAAAUUAUAGCCCACAAACUAAACUUUUUUUUCACGCCACUGAGUUAGACUCUAUAUUAAUAUUUUAAUGUUUUACCCUAUUUUACACAAUACAUUUAUAACAACAUUUCAAUUGAGACUAUUUCCGUAAAGCUAAAUAAAAUAGUAAGCAUUAAAUGCCUUUCUGUGCGUUAUUUUUAAGAAUCUCAUUUAUUUUUUGUGUUAUUCAACUCACCAUUGCAUUACAACAGUCCUAUCCAUCCCUGUGGCGCUACAGCCCAUGUAGGGCUUUGGCCUGCCUCACUGCAUCCUUCCACUCAGACCUAACUAAUGCUUUUCUUUUCCAUGCUUGGAUUUUCAGCUGCUGUAGAUCUUUUUCCACAUCAUCCAUCCACCUAAGCCUAGGUCUGCCUUUGAGCAUUUUCCCUCUGGGGUAUUGGUGAUGCACCCUCUUCGUUCCUCUGUCAUUUGGCAUUCUCUCUAAGUGUCCUGCCCAGCGUAACAUGCCCCUUUUUAUUUCUGCUACUAUCGUGGGAUCCUGAUAUAGACUGUAAAAUUCAUGGUUGGUUCGUAUUCUCCAUCCAUAUUCAUCCUUUGUUGGCCCAUAUAUUUUCCUGAGAACUUUCCUCUCCAUGUGUUCAAUAUGUUUUUUGCCGUUUUUGUUAGGGUCCAAGGUUCACUUCCAUAUGUUACAACUGAUCUGAUUACAGUUUUAUAAAUAGUUUUCUUUGUUUCUCUUGUAAUGUUUUUACUUUUGAGUAUUAACUGACCACUGGAGUAUGCCCUGUUUCCGGCUGAUAUUCUUUCUUUUAUUUCUGUUGGUAAAAUUCGUUUCUUUCAUUUAAUAAAGAUCCUAGGUAUUUGAAUUGAUUUCCUUUUUCAAAAGUCUGGUUUCUAAUUUUAAUUGCCUCAGCUGUUUGUUCUUCUCUUAUCAUGGUCAUGUAUUUUGUUUUUUGGUUGUUAACUUCCAGCCCUGCUUGUAAAGAUGCGUCUUCUAAUUCAAUAAAGGAUUUUGAUAAUAAUAUGUCUUUAAUACUUUUCCCUAGCAGUGCUAUGUCAUCAGCAUAUGCAAGAUACUGAAGUGGUUGUUUGUAGAGUGUGCCCAUUGGUUGUGGGUCUUGAGUUCCCCCUCAGAAAGUAUCCUGUUAUCGUUCCUAGAGUGUCAAUGUGUAUGUUUCUUAUAACUCUCUUUGUUAGGUUAAAAAGCAUGCAAGACAGUGAGUGUCCCUGUCUUAGGCCUCGCCUAAUAUGAAAUUCCCUGGAAUAUUCUCCUUGAACCUUGAUUUUGCUUUUUGAGUUGUUUAGUGUUACAUGUAUUCGUCUUGUCAGUUUGGUGAGGUAUCCCAAACUCCUGCAGAGUCUCAUAUAUAUAUUUUCUUUUGAUGCUGUCAUGGGCAAUUUUAUAGUCCUUAUAGAGUUGAUGUACUGGUAUAUUAUAUUAAUAGCAUUUCUCUAAUAGGCAUCUGAUGGUGAAAAUCUGAUCAGUCGUUGAUCGGUUAGGCCUGAAUCCACAUUGGUAAUCACCUAGUAUUUCUUCAGUGUAAGGUUGUAGUCUUUUGGCAAUAAGCUUCGUCAGUAUUUUGUAUGUAACAUUUAAUAGGGUGAUUCCUCUGUAGUUUGUGCACUGAAGUUUGGAGCCUUUCUUGUGUAUUGGGGUUACUAAUGCUGUUUCCAAUUCUGUCGGGAUUUUCUCUUCUUGCCAAAUUUUAGUUAUAAGUUUAUGUAUCUGAGUGUGUAGUUCUUUUCCUCUGCUGUGAUGAGGUCUUCUCCAAGGGUUACAACAGGGCUGCGCAACUCAGAAUGAUAAGGCGGGCCGUAAUACUUUAUGAGAAACUUGCGCGGGCCGAAUGAUAAUAGGUCAGGGGCGAAAGCUAUUAAGAAAAGAAUAAUAAUAAAGAAUAUUUUGUUACUUCGCGGGCCGCAAAGAGGGUACUGGCUUGCCGUAUGUUUGCAGGCCUGCAUUACACUAUAUUUAUGAUAAUUAUUAGCAGUAGUUUUUAAAAAAUCGUCAGUUUCUCCUUAAUUUUUGGUUGAUACAUGAUAUUUGGAAGAUUUAUAAAUCUAAUGACAAUGUGAAUACUUAACUCAAAAGAAGUAAUAACGCCCAAUCAUUAUUCAUUAUGCGAAUCAACCGGUGAUAUAACCGAAAUUAAUAUUAUAAAUGCGAAUCACAAAUUUAAUAUUUGAAAGCGGAUAACUCUCGUAAACUCUAAGUUUCUGUAACUUUCAAUUAAAAGACGAGGUGCAAAUUUUAUGUUUUUUUAAAAUAUAUACAUUUUUAUAAUGAAGCUGAAAUUUUCAGAAGUAUUUGUUAAAACACUAAGUCUUUUAAGAUUCAUAAAUUAACGAUCCGAUAGCCGAUAUAAUUUACUAUUGAUAAUAGACAGUGGAACUCGUCCGAGCUCCACGUCCACUGUGCUCGACGUUCAAUUUUCUCAACUUAAGUAUCGGAAUAGUUUUGCCACUAAUGACUAAUUACUAAUGAAUGAUUACUGACAGUGAUUACUAAUGAUAAUGAAUUUAAUAGGCAUAAGCAUAGGGUAGGAGUAGGGGCCAUCCAUAAAUGACGUCACAAGUCUAUGGGGGAGGGGGAUCACAUUUUCAUGAUUUUUGUGAUGAGCGGGGUGGUUUAAGUUUAAUGUGACGUUGCAUGAAAUCGGAAAAUUAAACUAAUUAUAGUAAAAAAAAUUCACUUAAUAAUAAUAACCCUAAAUUACUGAAAUUUUUAACAAAUUCUUUAAUACAACAGUUAUAAUAAUUUUUUUUAACUGUGAUCAGAGCCGAUCACGAGAAUCAGUGCAGGACCAAAAACGGCUUAUGAUCAAGCUAGAGAAUUUAUGUCGAAAUGUGGAGGCGGGAGCUAGGACUACCACAUGAAGUGGGAUAGAAUGAAAAAAUGGUUGACCGGGGUGGGAGGCUUGAUCUUAGUAAAAGUAAAUGCUCUAGGGAAAGGAUUCUUAGCCCUUUUAGAACACCGUAGUCCUGGGUUUUAAACAUUUCCCGCAUCCACCCACCCCAUAUAUGGUUAUAUAUAUGGUUAUAUAGGCCUAAAUAAUAUUGUAAUAAAAUUUAAAAUGUGAAAAUAUUAAUAUUAAAAUAAUUUAGUUCUUGUAGUUAUGAAAUUCCUCUUAACAAGGGAAAAAAUAUAAUACAAGUAAUGCAUAAAAAAAAAAAAAAAUACUGCUGCUAACUGACAUGAGUAAAAACUGAUUUUUUAAAGGCGGCAACAACUAGCAAUGGAAACAAAUACAAUUUUCUUGGUCUUCCACGCUUCAAUGGGUGCUUCCACCUAUGGUUAAGAACCACUUUUGUAGUAAAAUAUUUCUGACACAGCUGCAGCAAUUUGAUAUCCAUGGGAGGUGAAUUUUUUAAGGGUUUGUAAAGGACAGUAGACAGUAGUAGGCGGAGGGUUUUUAUAGGGGUGGAGUGUGCAGAGAUAUAUGACGUUAUAUUUCAAGGGAGUUCUGGGAGGCUACAAAAUUUGCAUGGCAUCAUUUAUGGAUGGCCCCAUAUAAACUAAAAAUAGCUUUAUAUAUUCUAAGUCUAAACUGAAAGAAAAUUAAUUUUCAAUUUACUACUAAUUUAAUGGCUUAAAAAUAAACGUGACUAUGUUAUGUAACAUUAAUUAGAGCAUUAGCUGAUAAAAACUUAUAAAAAGCAACCAAAGUCCAACGUGUGGGUGUGAGUUGAAGGCAGAAUAAUACACUAUUAUUAAUAGUUAGCACUAUUGUAAUCACUGUUGAAGUCAAGAUCAUGUAAAUGGCUUAUAGUUAUAGAAUUCUAAAAUUCAUAGUAAAUAAAUAAUAAUUCCUUGUCCUAUUUACUCUUAGAAUAUGAAGGCCUAUAUUAAUAUAUACUAAUACAUGAAUGGGUCUCUGGAUUCAUUUUCUCUAUUAGUUUUUUAUAUUUUAGUUAUAUAUCCAAGUUACCAAAGAGCACAAAUACACUUGAUGCUUCAUGGGUUAAUGUUGUAAUUAAAAUUAAAGUUUAAAAAAAAAAAAGCAAUAUUAAAGUAAGAUUGGUAAAAUUUUUAACCCAUAAAUGAAGUACAACAUUUAUUUAUUGACCGUUACCUAUAUAUAAAAGCAACAAAGGAUGAUGGAAAGGGUAAAGUUAUAAUUGUGUUAAUUUAAUAAAAUUUACCUCUUCACAUUUUCAUCAGUUUCUUUAGUAAGUUGUAGCCUACACAUUUACAUGUUUAAAAUUGAUAGCUAUCAAUGCAUUUUACUUUGAAUUUUACAAAAAUAUAUUUUUUUUGCAGUUAAAAAUAUGUCAAUUAAAAAAAUAAUUAUAAUCAGGUGUGACAAUUUUCUUUACAUCACAAAUUUCCAUUAAUAUCUCAAUUUUAUCACCAAAUUGAUACAGUUUUUACACAUUUUUUAAUUCACAAAUUUAAAAUCCAUCUCCUCUACACACACUACUUAUAAAAUGUGAUAAGCAAUGGAUUGUAAUCUAUUAGAAACUUGUUUGAUUAAAUGUCAUGAUAUAACUUGUCUGAGAUGCCCAAUCUAAGGGAUCUACUUGCUUUUCAAUUAUUAAACUGACAUGAACAUGUAAGGGGAAAAUGAGUUUUUAACACACGCUUAAUAUCCAGGCUUACCAUAAGUCUGUCCCUUUAUAACUGGGAUCAUCCCGCUUUGGGACCUUGUCCCUGUGUUCCUGUAAGUUUUGACUUUUGUCCCAGUUUCCAUCUCAGUUUGAUAUGAUUAAAUUUUCAUGUCUAUUUUAGAAAGUCUUGAAAACAUUUAUAGCUUCAGAACUUGUUUGGUAUCAACCUUAUUUUAUGUAACUGUGUUAAAAUUAUUUGUGUAUAAACAUUUGAGUUCUAAGCAUGUAUUACAUAAAGUGUGUUUUGUAAUAAAUUAGUCCAAGUGUAAAUCUAAGGCUUAUUAAGGCCUGAGCUAAAUGGUCUGCCUGCAACCUUUGACCCCCACACCCCCUCCUGUGAAAGGGGAGAAGUAAAAUGUUAGAAUCAAGCCAUCAAUAAAAUUUAGGGCAUUCAUCCCCUUCUCAUCCCAAAGUCACGCCACAUGUGAUACCUAUUCCAAAGGUCCUGGUUUCAAUCCUUUAAUUACAUUAAGGUAAGCCUGUUAAUGCCCCCCAUCCCAUCAGGGGUACUGAUGAUUUGCUUGGACUGCAUUAAACACUUGGUUGGCCUAGUCUAGAUAACAAUAAAUGCUUCUUCUUAACCAGUGGUUUUUAAACUUUUCUGGACACUGCCCCCUUUGGUGCAAUAAUGGCAGUCUUAGCUCUCCCGUGUUUCCCCCUUAUGAACUGGCUAUUAUUUUGAAAAAAUUUUUAUUAUAUGUCCAGGAGUGGCAUAAAGUUCAACUUUUAAUCAUGCUACAUAAGAAUUUGAUACUAAAGAAUAAAAUCUUUUACUGUGAUACAUCUAUUUAAAUUAGGAUUAUUUUUCAUUUCAGUAUAACAAGCAAUAUUCAGUGUAAAUUCAUUUGUAACAAUGAAAUUGAAAACCCAAAGGCCCAUCACAUUAUAUUUCUUUGUCAAAUUACAACUGUCUAUGUAUAAUUUCAGGAGAAUAUUCCAAAGUUCGUUACCUCUGUCUGCUUUUCUCCUGCUGGAGAGGUCAUCACAGGUGACUCCACUGGGGCCAUCUUGAUCUGGUCACGUGACAACAACAAUGUGUUCACUGUCAAUGCAGCUCUGUCAAGGCAAACUAGGAAAGCUCAUAAGGUAUUUAGACAGUCAUCCUUAUUAGCCAGCUCCCACCCAGCCCUUUUUGGUGAUGUCGACAAAUGUUUAAUUUUAUAUUUAUGGGUGACCAAGUGGUCUACACUGAGACCAUCCCAAGCUAGUGAACUCAAGUUCAAUCCCCAACAAAACCAAAAACAUUACCAGGACCCCGGGUGGAUGGGACUCAUUAACUUUGGAUGGCAACUAUCUAAGCCAAGGCAAACUCUGAAAUCAAACCUGAAGAUGUAGUUCCCUAGGCGUUAUGACAUUGACUCAAUGAAAAUUUCAACAACUCCUGCGACGUAGAAGGCAUAUUGAAACACUCGAACACACACUGCUGGUCAUCUGCUGCGUCCGGGCCUAUGUCUUGAGUAAGUCUUGCCAUUGGAUCAAAUAGGCAAGGACGAGAGAGUGAGGCUGCCGAAGGGAGCAACUCUUCCUCACUUUAAAUGAAAUAAAGCUCAAGUCAAGGCCACUGCUUAGGUCUUCAACACAGUACUUACUGAGAGUUCCCAGUGUGGAUAAACACAGUAAAAAUUCUUACGGAGUGCGCACUUUUGAAGCGAUAGCGCCAAAAUUAUGGAACAGUUUGCCUCAAUUUUUUAGGGGAAUUGAAAAUGAUAAAAAAUCAUUUAAGAAACAUUUUAAAACUUUUUUGUUUAAAUAGAUUUCAGAAAACCAGAGCGCAGUGAGCAUGCUAAAGUGCAUGGAUACCAGCGCGAUAUAAAUAUCACAUCAAUCAAUAGGUACUACUCAAGUCGAAAAUUGCCUUGGUCAUCUUCGCAUGCAAAAGACAAACAAUAAUAAUAAUUUUAUAUUUAAAAUAAAAAAUACUAAGGGAGUCAACAUUUCAUAUAAAAAAAAGAAUAUUUUGAAACAAAUGUUUAACUGAUUGACCUGCUGUACUAGAUGUACUAAAUUUAGCCAUUGCUUUCACUCUUUUAGCAUGUAAAACUAAUUUGCUUCCAUGUUCCUUUAAAAAUUAAAAAAAAUGGAUUGUCACACUUCAAGUCAAAACUCCUGCUGGAGAAACACCUUGAUAAUUUGUCAUAGUAAACAGUAAAGCAAGGAAUUGCUCUUGAUUAUUAACAAUACGUGUGAUAUGAACUUAACAGUAAGUUACUAAAAGGGUCUAUACACAAACAAUGUCAUGCGUUUGGGGAAGCAACAAUUUGUGACCAUGUUUGAUAAAAGUGUCUGUGUUACAAAUGUGUAACAAAUGGAAAGGGUGUGGUGAAAAUCUGCCAAAACAACAUGACCUCUUUUAUGGAUCAUCAGUGGUAAGUGACAGCUUUAAAAUACUGCGCAGGGUAGAUAUGAAGUGAUCAACAGGCCUAUAGACUCUGUCAUUAUUAAUAUUAUAUUUCUCUUCUCUACUCCAGAAAAGUGUUGCAGCACUUUGUAUGUUGGGUGAUGGGACUUUGCUGUCAGGAGGUGGAAAUGAGGUCAAGGCCUGGGACUCUAUUAACAACUAUUCUCCUGUCAAGGAAAGAGUGGUUAGUCUUUUUUUCCAUUUUUUGUUUUAGCUUAGGGAUAUCAACAAAGUUUGAGGUAACAUCACCAUAUAUUAUUCAUCAUUGAUGUUUUUUUCUCAUAUGUUAACUUUACUUUGUAAAUGUUAGAAAUUCAAAAACUAAAAAAAGUAAAUAAAAAACAAGAUUUUAUCAAGUAAGUUAUUGUUUACAUUGGCCACCCGACUUAACCUUCUGCCCCUCUGUGAUCAGCUUCCAGCCACUGCAGGUCAUGUCAGGAGUAUAGUACCAAUCACUAAGGGAGGUCUGGAUGGGUCAAUCUAUGUGUCCACCACGAGGAAUAAGGUCCUGGAGGGGAGUCUGCAGCUCAAGUUUAAGUUCAUCAUACAGGUGAGUCGAUGAAUUCAAACUUAAUUCUGAACGCACAUAGAAGUGAGUAAGGUAUGUACUUAGAAUAUGUGUCUAGAAAUGUAUCGUUAAUAUUUUUUAAAAUAACCCAAAAGUGCAACACUAAUUAACUGUUUUCAUUAGUAUUUCAGAUCACUGUAAAAAAAAAAAAAAUUGUCUGCAUAUCAAAUGAUCUUUUUAUAAACAAUGAAGAAAAUUGCUUUAUUUGAUUUUAAAAAAUUACUAUUUUUUCAACGCUAUAUUUUGAAUCCAAGAUAGGUCAGUACAUCUGUCCUAUAAUCCUAUUUUUUAAUUUGAUAGUUAGCAUAUAUAGUGAGCCCAAUCAUCCCCAGCCCCCAAAUCAUUCCCCCCCCCUUCCCCAACCACUUACAGGUGUUGGGAGAGAAUUGUUUGCAUAUAUGAAUUUACCAGUAUUUAAACUCUUUUGUCUCAAAAUGCUUGACUUUGUCUUCACCUGCUUAAUAGCUUAGGUAAAUUUGUCAUUAAAAUUAAAACAAGAUUACACUGAAUUUUCGUAUGUUUUUAGGGCCAUGUAGAAGAACUUUGGGCUGUAGAAAGCCAUCCACUGGAGCAGACAUUUGUUUCAGCUGGUCAUGAUCAGAUGGUUGUGAAGUGGUCGGCAAUUUCUCAUGCUCCUGUCUGGAGAGUUAACGCAGAGGCAAGUUUGUGGUUUAUAAAAAUUUAUAGUAAAAACUGUUAUCAUUCUAAUGGGAUACGUUCCAAUUUUCGUUAAACAGAAUAGUUUGGCUGUGGAUGCCGCCUACUUUUUAAAAUUUGGCUUGUUUCCAAUAUCAUGUUUGUUUCUGAAUUCGAUCACAGAAAACUGAGUAGGGUUAAUUAAAACAGAUCCAAUAAUAUAUUUUUUUAAAAGUUAUCUUUUAAUCUGAAUAAUUUCUUUUCUUUCAAUUCAUGAUAUUGUCAUCCAAUCCAUUUUUACACAGUCAACCACACAUGAUAAGAAAGCGCAUAUGAUAUGAACAACCCAUUUUGCUAUGUUCUCUCCAAAAAAUUUGUUGUUCCUUCAUGGUCGUACACUUUAGAAACUGAAUACUGAUAUGACACUCGGGGCCAUGCUUAAAAGCCUGAAGCUAUAUUUUAAUUUAAAGUUUAUAUAAGGCUGUAUUUUUUUGUUGUUAUGAGAACAAAUUCUUAUAAUUCAUUUUAUUUGAAAAUAUUAUCUGAACUUUUCAUUGCAGUUACAAAAUUUUUGUUUGAAUAAGUACUUUAGCUACAAAUUUUAACAAGAACAAAACAGGAUACUAAAUGUUUAAAAAGUCAAUGUCAACUAAUAUUAAUCAUAACUUAUGUAAGUUUUAAAACUUUUCUCGUGAUCUUUUAAAAAAACAACUUUUUAUUAUACUUAUCAUGAGAGUUGAUAUUUAUUUAAUUAUAUUUACAAAUUUGACAUCUUAAACUAAAAUGGACUUGGGUUUUGUCUUUUCUAGAGAUAUGCAAUUUGAUACAAUUUCUAAUCGGGCAAACUUUUAUGGAUCCUUGGUUUACUGAUUUCAAAAUAUUUGAGUACAUUUUUUUAGCAUUAAAAUUUAAAAGAUAUUUUGAUGGAGGAAGUCAUUUUAUUUCAUCUUAAACUCUUACUCCAGGUGAAACGGAAUGACAAUAGUUUUACAAAGAGAGAGAAAAUUUCCAACAUUUCUUUUGCCUUAAAAACUAUUUUUUCCCCCCUCUAUUUCUUCAUCUAGAAUCCUUGUACUUGCAUCAGCAUUGACCCCAAGGGUAGGAUUAUUGCCCUUGGCACAACUGCUGGUAAAGUGAUUAUCCUCAACUCAUACAAUGGUGCUGUGCUGACGUCACUUCCGUCGGGAAAUGUUCAGAUAAAUGCUUUGAGUUUUUCACCAGGUUGGCCAUUUUUUUUUUGUUAGGUUAUUUUCUUUUUAGCUGAGAUUUCCUCCCAUCUUUUAUAUAUAUCUUGAUUCAGAUUUUUAACUGAUAUGAAUAUAUCUGCCAUUAAGACAAUAGUCUGUUUAAAAAAAAAAUGAUUUACAUUGGCUACUUGUGUAGUCUAAAUAAAUGCUUUAUUGAAGGCUACAUAUGUAUUGUUAAAAACAGGAAUAACCUUGUUUAUUUAUUUAUUAAUGUUUUUAGGUUUGGAAAACUAACAGACAUUAAGAUGUCCAAUUGAGAUUGUAUCUCUAAAAGAAAAACAAAACAAUAUUCAAUUAUUAUGAGUAAAAAAACAAGUUCAAACCAAAUUAAGUCAUUUGAAAACAUGAACACAACAAAUGUAAUACUUUUAAAAUAUCAAAUUGUUUUUUUUUCUCUGCAAACAUUUAUCAUAAUCUUUUGUGGAACUAAAAAACUUCAUUUCACGUUGUAUUACGUGCAUGCUUUAAAUUAUAUAAUUAAUUUUGUUUUUUUUCCCGGCUUUCUCAUCAAUUUUACAGAUGGUAAACAACUAGCUGUAGGAACAUAUGAUGGCUUUCUACAGAUAUUUUAUCUGCAAGAUGAGGGGCAAGCAUUUUUCAGACCUCAGCCACUUUCGCUCAAGGUAAUCGAAGAUACUUGCAAAGAGGGCUUAUUUUGCACUCAUUUACUUUAAACAAAGAAUUUUUGAGCAUUUAAAAACCACAAAAAUAAUCAAAAUUAUUUUAAAAUUUUGUUUCAGUUUCAUUGCUAUGAUACAAUUCAAUGCAGUAUUUUAUAGACAAUUUAAAACAAGAGGAAGCUAUGUAGUAAUAUUCUUUUGCAUUAAUGACAAUGCUUAUCUUAUUAUUUAAUGCUUGAAGAUAAGCUAAGCUUUCUCCAUCAAUACCAAAAUUAAUCAUUGUUCACUUAACAGUUAUUGAAUGGGAAAAUAGUCUUUCUAAUUGAUUAAGUAAUGUUCCCUUCCAUUAUUAGUAGGAAAACUCAUCUAAGGCCAUAGCUGCAACCCAAGGGGGAAUAGUUUGACAAGGAUAUGUCCCUGUGUUGUUUAAGUAAUCCUUAAUGGCUGAAUGAGUAAUCACACUAAUCAAAGUAAUCUAUAAUGAUUGAAUGACUAAUGGGACUGAUCAAAGUAAUCUACAAUGAUUGAAUGACUAAUCAGACUGAUCAAAGUAAUCUAUAAUGAUUGAAUGACUAAUCGGACUGAUCAAAGUAAUCUAUAAUGAUUAAAUGACUAAUCAGACUGAUCAAAGUAAUCUACAAUGAUUGAAUGACUAAUCGGACUGAUCAAAGUAAUCUAUAAUGAUUGAAUGACUAAUCGGACUGAUCAAAGUAAUCUAUAAUGAUUGAAUGACUAAUCGGACUGAUCAAAGCAUUUAUAUUUAGUUCAUACGUAAUACCAGGCUGAAUGAGUAAUCAGACUAAUAAAAGUAAUCUAUAAUGAUUGAAUAACUAAUCAGACUGAUCAAAGUAAUCUAUAAUGAUUGAAUGACUAAUCGGACUGAUCAAAGUAAUCUAUAAUGAUUGAAUGACUAAUCAGACUGAUCAAAGUAAUCUACAAUGAUUGAAUGACUAAUCAGACUGAUCAAAGUAAUCUACAAUGAUUGAAUGACUAAUCAGACUGAUCAAAGCGAUUUAUAUUUAGUUCAUACAUGAUAUUGGGACUUAAGUCACUGUUCUUAUCAGAAUUAUUUGUAGUGUUUGGUUGUCAUAAAAUGAGUGAUUAAAACAAUAUGCAGUAUAAAAAAAAAUACUACAAGCAUUCAGUUAGCAGAUUUGAUUCUCCAUUAAUAAAAUCCCUAAUAUAAGGAUUUUUUGUCCAGAUCUCUCAACACAUUUUUAAACGCCAGUUAUUUUAUUGUUACAGCACAGCAACAUGUUCAUCAUGCAUCUUGAUUGGUCUGUGGACUCGAAAUGUAUCCAGGCUGUUCUUGGAGACUAUGAUAUUGUUCAUUGUGAGUGGAUUUUAGUGAACUUUCAACCAGAUUAGUGUCGGCAAAAGCUACAAACCAACCACUUCUUAUUCAGGCUGCCAUUGGGAUUUUAAUUUAUUGUACUUAAAACUCAAUAAUUUAAAAAAAUCUAAUGAGACUCAUUUAGGGUGGAACACAUUUAAAAGUUAUUAAUAUUUUACAAUUUAAAGGAACUUUUUAUAAAUGUAACAAAAGUGAUGCAACAUUUUAUCUUGACACGAUGUCAAUAUUACCCUGAAUUUCUUUAAAACUUCAUUUAAAAAUCAAACCAAAUAUUUAACUCAAAUUUUGAAUACAUUUUUAGAUCACUUUUUACUAAAUGGUUUGAGUAAGCCUGAAUUGUUUUACACAACACCUUGAGGUUUUUAUUCUUCUAGCAAUAUUUUAUAAUUUCAUUUAAGGCUAUUUUGAAGUCAGUCUGAAAAUAAAAACUUCUUUUUUGCAAAACACUAUUUCAGGGGACAUUCCUGCUGGGCAGAAGAUCAAGACAGCUAGAGCUGUCCGUGAUGUCAAAUGGGCCACUCACAACUGUCCUAUUGGUCACUCAAUAAUAGGUAAGUUUAUGAACUAUCUGUGCAAGUUAACUGAUUUUAGAAUUCUGACACCCGUCUAAAGAGGGCAAGGGAGAUAAUUAGCUGUGAGAGUAGCUUCCUUGACAGAGAAAGGAAUGUUAUUUCUGUGGCCACACUGUUUUAAUAACUUCUAUUUUACAGUUCUAAACCUUUUCAUUAAUCAUAGGUCCAUGGCAAAACCUUGACCGUGGUGAUGUCAUCAAUGUUGUGACAAGGUCACAGUACCGUGACAUGAUGGUGGUGGGUGACAGCAAGGGAAGACUUCGACUCUACAAGUGGCCUUGCUCUGUUGCAAAGGUAAGGUUUGUUUCCCUUUAAAAGAUGUUCAUUCAGUGUCAAAUUUUUUUUUUUACAGAGCUCAAAGAAUUCUCACGAACUUUUACAUAGAAAUCAUCGUAGUCAAAUUGUUUUUAGGGCUGUUAGUCAAUUAAUGGAUGAUUGGCGAGACUGUUUACAGUAUUGAAAUUAAAUGCUUUCUUCAUCACGUUACAGCCUUAGGGCAAGGUUAAAAAAUCAAAUAUUCCUUGCGAUCAGACCACAAGAAUGUGUGUGUUUUAAUGAGUUGUUAAAGUUAAUAGAGUAUAAAAUGAGAAAGUGGCGGUGGUCAGAAUUGAUCAUUGAUUGGAUGAACUUGAAAUGAGAAUGGAAGUUUAGUAGAAAACAAUUAAAAUGUAACAUAAGUUAUCAUCAUGAUUUUGUCCGUUUAGCGACUGUUGGUAAAAAAAAAAUGUGUUUUUCCGUCCCAAAUAAAUAUUUUGAGUAUAUUGUCUUUUUAUAUGUAGCUAAACAAAAUAAUGUUUGAUCUUUGGGCAAUAAUAAAAUAAAACACUUUCUUGAAUUAAAAAAGUUAUUUGUGUUCUUGUAGAUGUUAAAUUUAAAAAUAACCACUCCUUAAAGAACAAAACAGUAGUGAAACAUCAUUCCGUUACUACUUAUUUUGUUGUUUAGAUGUUAUUUUAAUGUAUUGAGUCAAUGAAGUGUAUUGUUAAAACUGAAGUUACCAGAAGUGAACGAAGGGUAAACCUAUUUCCCCAGGCUGGCUUUCACAACACCAAGUGCUUCUCUUCAAAUGUCACGUGCGCAGCCUUCACCUGUGAUGAUGGGUACGUCAUUGCUUCCGGAGGAAAUGACGCGGCUCUGAUGCAGUUCACCGUCCUUGACCCUGUCAGCACACGAUGACUUGCAUGAGCUGACAAAGCCUUAAUUACCCUUGUUGAGAAUAUUGCACUUUGACUUUGGCUAAAACCAUCCAUAUUUACUUUUUGUAAAUAACUUCUCAGGUAUCGCUGUGUAACAUUUAUGUAACUGCAUAACAUUAAAUACUUCAAAAGCAUAAAUAACUAAUCUAAAUGUGGAUGCAAUAUUAGUUACAAGAAUCAGGUUGAAAUGUUGUAUGAGGAGAAUCAAGUGUGCAAGGGGAGAAAAGUGAUAAUCACAGAGUUGGGUUUUCGAUUUCAUUAAUGUCUAAAUGUAACUGUCAGUCGGCUCAAUAUUUUAUAACUGAUAUUGUUCAAGUUUGUGAAUCUCAUGAAACUAAAACACCUACAAAAAUGUUCCAAUGCUUUGGGUAAAAUUGAUAAAUUGAUUGUAAUCAUGCUGCGGCUAAACUGUGAACAUAGUUUGUUGAACUGAAUAAUCUCAUUAGAGUCUUGUGAGGAAAUGAAUAAUAUUAGAAGCCAAAAAAAAAAAUUUUUUUUUAAAAAUAUUUGGGAAAAUUUUCCAUAAGCCUAAGAGUCCAAUAGUGAUACUUGGAUUGAAGUUUUUCUUUUUCAUUGCCCCCAGCUAAAUUUGCUGCUCCCCUCAAUCUCUUAUGUUAAGCAAUUGUACCAAACUAAUGCCAUAAGAAGUAUGAAUUUUUUUAUAGGUCAUCUUGAUUAUUAAACUCAUAAAUAUUGAAAUUUCUCCUAUUCAUUUUUAUGCGUGUUUGUUAAAUUGUUUUUGGUAUAUGAAAUUAAUCUUGG